AACAUAUAAACCCUAGUUUGCAUCCGUCUCUCUCCGCCGCUUACACCUUCUCUCGUUAUUGAGUCUCUGUGAAAGGUUUUAUUUUGCUACCUGUUUUGUUGAUUUUGAUAGCUUUAGUUUUGGCUAGGAUGACCAAUGCUUAAUUAUUUCUGACACCUCUUGUAUGAGGAGAGUCUGAUAAACUCUUCUUUGAGCACAUUAUGCAAUACUCUGAGCCUUUAGUUUUGUUUCUUAAUAAUGGUUUUGGUUUUUACAAGUAGGAUUUGGAGUAAAGUUGUUGAUGCGAUGAUUGUAAAAGUAAUUCCUCGUACUGAAUAGCCAUUGGCUUGAUAGACUUACAUUACACCCAUAGAAUAUGAGCAUCUCCACCUUUUUUUUAAAUAAAUUUUGAAGUUAUUUUCCUACUUAUCUAACUAAACCAGUUUGAAUUUUGUUUUUUUAUCUAACACCUUUGUUUAAUUUUUAUUUAAAUGUUGGUUACGGCUAGGAUGAUUAUUGCUUAAUUAUUUCUGACACCUCUUGUAUGAGAAGAGCCUGAUAAACUCUUCUUUGAGCACAUUACGCAAAACUCUGAGCCACUUUCUUCUUGAAAACGUUUUUUUUUUUUUUUUGUAAAUUCUUUUAUUUCUUAGGAUUUACGUAAACAUAAUAUUCCUUUUUGAUUUGGAAAAAGGGUUGAGGUUGCGAUGAUUGUAAAAGUAAUUCCUCGUACUGAAAAGCCACUGGCUUUGUAGACUCACAUUACACCCAUAGAAUAUGAGCAAUACCUGCCCCUUUUCAUCAAUUAUAUUUGAAUUGGACCAUAAUCAUCAGAGUGCAAUCUAGUGACAUGCUUAUGUAUUAUUUUCUGCCUUGUUGAAUUCAUUUUCUCAUUGAAUAAAGGUUUUGAUCACAAUCUAUUUGCUUAUUCGUUGACUUCAUGUUGCUGCAAUGUCGUUGGUUUCUCUAGAACCGACCAAGUUUCAUGACUCUUGUCUCUUCACCAUUUAAGCAUCACACAUUCUUAGAAGAUCUCGUAAUUACCAAGGGACAUACAGAAACUCCCUAUUUCGAACAGAUUAAACUUAUAAAUAUCUUUCCAAAAAAAACUUGUAAAUAUAAUUUAAGGAUUUUAAGCUUAUUCAGUCUUAAUCAUGGUGUCUAAUCGCUGUUUUUGAUAUCACUGAAAAAAGUCUUUUAUUCUACAUUUUAAAUGGUGUCCUAUUGUCUAUGUAACAAUUGUGAUGCUUGUCUAAAUGUCCCCUCGAUUGUUUGCGCAGAUGAUUGAUGUCCGUUUACGCUUAUUUUUCACGUGGGUAUCGGCCAAACGGGUUUAUUUAUAGCUACUAGACUACUAGUAGCCCACAUUCAUACCUUCACGGUUAAAAUUAUAUAUUCAUUUACAUUAGUAUUGCUAUAACUUUGACUUAUAAGUACGUUUUGUAAAAUAACGAAACUUAAAUUACUUAUAUGACGGACCAAAAUCUAUUGACUUGUUGAAUAGCAUUUGAUAUCUGACAAUUAGAUGAUAAAUCUAAAUUCGGUAACAUUUAAUGCGAUAGUCUUACGAUUUGGUCUAAAUGUGGCAGAAAGAAGUAAUGUAAAAGUCUUUUUGAAUUUUUGAUUCUGAUAACGAUUCAAGUCAAGUUAGCUUCGCUCAUAAGACUUUGUCAAGAAAACUGACAAUGACAUCUAGAAGUAUUAUAUGUGUAUUCUACAUCUACGUAUAUGUACCCAUGUGAAUCGGUAUUUCUUAUAGCAGGUGCCAAAUCUAUUGCUUUCAAUUUAUAUAUUUUCCGUUAAUAAAUUACUCCCUCUGUUUGUUUUUAAAUGACGUUCUAUAAGUUUCACACAAAUUAAGGCACCUAAUACAAUAUCUGUUCUACCCUCUCCAUCAAUUAAUUAUCAUCUCUCGUUACACACAUUCUUUUUAAAAAAAGAAAAUAUAAUAAGGGUAAAUAAAGUCUUAUUUCACUAUAUCUUGCAUUGUUUUCCGAGGACGUCAACUAUAAUGAUACAAAACAAAUAUUCUAAAACGUCUUUUAAAAGAAAACAGAGGGAGUAUAACAUAAACAAAUAACUUUGAACGUUCGUUUUCUAGAAGCUCAGAUUACAAGAAUAAAAAUGUAUUUGAUGCAACUCAGCAUCAAUGAUUCAUGAUCUGUGAUACUCCUUGCUUUGUCAGCAAUUACCUAUGCAUUUCCUGAUAAUGGGCUGCUUGGACUACGACUUAAAGCACACAAACAACACAUAAUAAAACAUAAUUAACAGGUAUAAAAUAAAAAUAUUACAUAAACAUUACAUGACUAUUUAAGUAAUUGAGCGCCAGCUUGUAUUUUAGCUAUAUAUAUUCGCCAUGUGUAUCAUGAAAACAUGGUACUAUAUCAUUUCAAAUGGUUGAAUUGAAAAAUAUUUGUAGCCUUUUUCCGGGCAAUUUUUUUGUGUUCUCACUGUUCUGUCCGUAAAAUAUGUACUUUCAUAAAAUUAAAACCAAUUUAUCUAAUUCUUCCAACUACAAAAUCUUGAUGACACGUUCAUUGAUUUACAUCAAUUAAUCUACAAAUAAAAAGUUUAAAAGUUUCUACAUCAAAACGAAAAUUCAAUUUAGUGUAUACAAAUCUCAUAAAUCAAUUGAAGUGAAAUUUAUUAAAUGUUUUUGAAUAUUAUUGAGAUAAAAGAGUAUGUUUUGAUCUCUGAGUAUGAUAGCUAAAUUCGAUUGAUUGAUCAUCAUUUACAAAAUGAUUAGAUGACAAGAAACAAACUACCGUUUUAAACCACAGUCUAAAACUUCCAAUCACAAUCACAAUCAAAACACAAAUGUUAAAUGAAACAUUCCUAUCAUAGCAUUACAGUUUGUAGCUUCCAAUAAAAAUAUUCAGUCCAUAUAUUUAAAGGGGUAGUUUUGCAAUGGGUCCAAAAACUAAAUUGUGCAAUUAUUAGUAUUUAUUCUUUUUGGUUUAUAUUUAUUCAAAAUAGUUUUCGUUCUUUUCUGCACCUAAACUUAUUAGCCAAAAUAUAUAUUAUUGUUAAUUGGUUUUAAAUGUAUAAAAGAUCUGCACCAAGAACAUCCGGAUCAAGUAGCGGGAUACGCUUCUAGAAAGUCCACGUUACGCUGUUUAAUGCAAAUGACACAUUAAGCUUCUCCAAUAAACAAUUACUCAAAAUUGUCAUUCCCAUGUGACAAAACCGCUUCACCUAUAUAAAUAAGUUCAUACGACAGUUUAUAGUAGAUGACAAACAAAACACCACCAAACAAAGAGAAGAAUAAGAAAGAAAGUGAUCAUUCACACACAAGACUCAAGGGAGUAAGAGUAAGCUUCUAAAGAACAUGGAGAAGAUAACCUCCACGGCUUCUUUUUCACCUAGCUUCAGCACUUACUCCGGUGAUAACCUCGUCAAGAUCGCCGAACGGGUCGGUGGCGACUAUUAUAAGGAGAAAGGAGACGACUCAUUCGAGUUUGCGACUCUUCACACGGUUCACGAGACGGUGUCUUCUAUAGUAUUCCCGGUGUUCGAUCAGAAACAUGAAGAUGUUUCGCCGGAAACGGUUGUGACUCCGUUGAAAGAUCUCUUCCUCCGCGAGAACGAACAGUCGCCACCGCAGCAGACGUAUUCAUCUUCUGAUGAGGAGGAGGAGGAGGAGGAGGAAGAUGAGCUAGACACGAUCCCGGGAGAGAUAUACUGUCCGUGGACGCCGGCGAGAUCACCGGUGGAGAUGACGUCUCCUUGUAGAAAGAGCAAAUCGACAGGAUCGUCUUCGACGUCGACAUGGUCGAAGAGACGUUGGAGAAUCAGAAACCUGCUCAAGAGAAGUCGCAGCGACGGGAAAGAAACACUCGAGUUCUUGAACUCGAGCCCCGUCGACAACAUAGACAAAUCUUGUUCUUCUUCUCCUUGUCCGAAGAACAAGGAGACGGUGAAGAGGAAGAGCAAGAAGAAGGAGAAGGAGAAAGUUUCAGUUUCAGCACAUGAGAAGUUUUACUUGAGGAACAAAGCAAUGAAAGAAGAAGACAAGAGAAAGUCAUAUCUACCGUACAAGCAAGAACUUGUCGGACUUUUCUCCAACAUUCACCGACACGGCAAAGUUUCUUCUCCGUUCUGAUCUGAUCCGUGACAACAACUAGAGUUUUGUUUGUUUGUGUUACUUUUCGUUUGUUUAUUAUCUUCAAAAAUAAUUUUAUUUACAAAAAGAUGCGAGUUCACAUUUGUUAUCUGAUAAACUAUUAUAUCGUAGCUUAUAAUCGAUGUAGAUUAGUAUUUAAUAAUUUUUACGUCUUUAGAUUAUAAUUUUUUCUUGUUCUGUACAGAGUUUCGAUGAACUAAGUUUCAUCAUGUUCAAACCAUGUUGUAUAUUUUAUAAUUUGGGUUCCGGAUUU
Brassica rapa (field mustard) is the source of this 4355-nucleotide messenger RNA. RefSeq lists its product as uncharacterized. The record is from RefSeq and is a predicted model, not a curated record. Lineage: Eukaryota; Viridiplantae; Streptophyta; Magnoliopsida; Brassicales; Brassicaceae.